AUGACACCACUGUGGAUACUUGUCUUAUCGCUGAACAUAAUAACUCCAUCACAAUCUGUGGAUUUUUCCAGACCAUCAUUUCUCUCAGUGAAGUCUGGAGAACGUGUUACUCUUAAAUGCCCCUUUGGAAAUAUCCGAAUAUCUGAAAGUGUGUUUUGGUACAAACAAAUAUUUGGAGAAAUGCCUCAAAAAGUGGGAGACAGAGUAGCAUUUAACGAUGUCAAAAUGUCCCCCAUGUUCAACACAUCAGGAUUUAUAAUGGAGGUGAAUGAUAACAGCAUUUCUCUGACAAUUCCACAUAUAAAAAAAGAACAUGGAGGACUUUACUACUGUGAAAAAUGUUUCAUGGACGAUGUUACAUUAUCCAGUGGAACUUUCUUGGUUGUAACAGGUGAUGGAGAUGUAAAAGUGUCAGUGUUCCAGAGCGGCGUGUCGGACUCGGUUCCUGCAGGAGCGUCAGUGACUCUGCAGUGCUCGGUUCUCUCUGAGAGCAGAUCAGCAGAACUCCAAGUGCUCUGGUUCAGAGCUGCUCCACCACAAUCCCAUCCUCAAAUCAUUUACACUCAUCACAACAGCAGCCAUCAGUGUGAGAGCGGCUCUUCUACACACACCUGUGUGUACAACUUCUCCAAGAACAUCCUCAGCCUCAAUGAUACUGGAACUUACUACUGCGCUGUGGCCGUGUGUGGGAAGAUCAUUUUUGGGAACGGGACACGAGUACAGUUGGAGAAGUUUCCAGAAUAUGUGAAAUUCCCAGGAGUUUCCGUGGUAGCAUCCAAUCAGGGCCGUGAUGCAGAGGACCUGAAUUACGCUGCUUUACAUUUCAAUAAGAAGAACACCAAAAGAGUGAUAAGAAAGAGAGAAAAACCUGAAGACUGUGUUUAUUCUGAAGUCUCAUCUGCUACCUAG
Molecule: messenger RNA, 909 nt
Organism: Ictalurus furcatus (blue catfish)
Lineage: Eukaryota; Metazoa; Chordata; Actinopteri; Siluriformes; Ictaluridae
Exons: 5
Coding region: 1-909 (302 amino acids)
Biological process (GO): response to bacterium
Source: RefSeq, a predicted model, not a curated record